Messenger RNA from Leptomonas pyrrhocoris, 1323 nucleotides. RefSeq lists its product as hypothetical. The coding region runs from base 262 to 1323 and encodes 353 amino acids. The record is from RefSeq and is a predicted model, not a curated record. Lineage: Eukaryota; Euglenozoa; Kinetoplastea; Trypanosomatida; Trypanosomatidae. The transcript has a single exon.
GCUGUCUCGCCUGCUUCCCUGCCGUGCCACACGCACACACACAGACACACACACGUCUCUCCCCCUUCUCUUCCCGCCUCCUCUGUCCUGUACGUCCUUGAGGACCCCACCACACGUCAUCCGCACCACCACCGCACGAAGUGGAGAAGUAGAAGAAUCGAGGAAGCGUUUUCAGGUAAAGCAAGCAAACAAGCUCUAACGCAAAGGAACAGAAUUCUCCGUUGCGCGCGACUUGUCGUUUUUUUGCUCGUCCGCGUUCCCAUGGAUCUUGUGUGCCGCAGCUGCGGGGCUCCCGCGUGCAUCGUGGUGUCGGCGCAGCGGGCCCAUUCGACCCAGCUCGGCGAUGCAGCAGCGAGUGCAGCGGUGACGUCAGACGAUGAACAGCCGCCUCUUGCCAGGUUUUGCGUGCACUGCGGGUGUGCGAUGCAUCUCACUCUCUCCCCGUUGUCGGACAGCGGAGGAACGAAACCGCCAAAAUGGAAUGCAAGGGAGACGGAGUUUGGCCAAGGAAGAUCCUCGUCUUCUUCUCUGUUCCUACCGUUCUAUGAGGACGCCGAGCAGACGUCCCCGGCGGUGCCGUUGUCCGUCGUGCACACCGUCGCGCGGGCUCUCGCAUGCGCCCACCUGCGCGAGCGACGGUUCCUGGUGCGAGAGCUCGCCCGGCUGCGAGCGGAGGCUUCCUCUACACAGCCUGUGUUACCCCCUUCUUUCUCUCCUUGCUGUCGAAGCGCGAGCUCGGCCGCCGCAGUGCCGCUGCGUGGCUCAGCUCGCCUAUCAGAGGGUGCACGCGUUGCUGACGAGCGCGAGCCCCGACGUGGGAAGGUGGCCGUCGCUCCUCCGCAGUCCGGUGCGUCUUCAACAGACCGUGGGCCUCAGCGGUCCCCCACCGACCUUGGAAAAGCAAGACCUCCCGCUCCACAACAGUGCCGCGCCGGCAGCGGGCGCUGCUCCUCUAGCCACGAUUGGUCGCGUAGCCGCUCGCCCUCCGUCGUCAUCCCACCUUCCGACCGUAGCACUGCCGGGAAUGCUGCGCUGCUGCUACCGCCACCGCCUCCGCGGUGCUCGCAAACACUGCCGCGGCAUUCGCGUAGCUACGACAGCGACGUGGCGGUUCCGGUCUCCGUUCCUGCUGGGAGCAAGGCAACGGAUGCGCAGUGCGGUCCGCUCGUCUUCGUCGAUGGGGAUUUGCCCACCGCAGCGAGGCCAUUUUUUCCUUCACCGUUGCCAUGCGGGGUUGUGCUGGACGCAGAGGAGAAGGCGCAGCAGCAGGAGCAGCGACUGGCGUACGAGCGUCUACGCGAUGCCCUCCUUCAGCAGCUGUGA